AUGAUUCGAUUUACACCUCUCAACCAAGAGGGGGAGGCUUCCUCUCAAAUACCAGUAGUAGAUUUGCGUGAACUAGAGAUUAAAAACUGUCAAGAACAACUUAACGUUGCUUUACACAAUUUUCAUUUACACAAUAUAACAAAAGCUAAGGGAAUAUUGAGAGAGCUUCUCGAGAAAGAUAUAAUCAAAGAAGAUAUCCCACCGAUCGAGCAUGGCACAAAUUUGAGUCAAGCAACAGUUCAGCAUCAAAUACAGUUUGGUGUUUUCAAAAAUUAUGCAGAGAUUUUGUAUCUGGAAUUUCAAAAGGAUCGAAAGAAACGUACUGCAGAUAAUGCAAUCCUUUAUUACAAGAAGGCACUGAAUAUUGACGCGACAGACCGACAAUCUGCCUACAAACUUGCCAUCUUGUAUGGAUCUGAAGUGAUAGAUAAUCGUAUAUUAGCGCUAAAGUUUUCGAAUUUAGGUCUUUAUGGACCAUCGCCUGUAAUGACGCCACCACGAACAAGUUUUUCCCCCUUGCAGUGGUCGUGUUUGGAAGAGCUUGCACGUUUACAUUGGGAUAUUGGAACCUUUGAAACGAGUCUUGAAUUGUGUGAUAUCGGAUUAAAAGUUGAUCCCAACAAUGCAAUGCUGAAUCAAUUAAAAGCACAAUUGAUGGAAACUUGGGUUACAAAUUUCUUGUCCACGGAUUAUUACUGGACCGCUCCUCAAAUCAAAAAAAGUUCACAUGGAAUUAUAAGAAGACGCAUUAGAGCCACAGCUAUCUAUAAUGAACGCGCGCAAAUAAAACAUUCCAAUUUGAAAGUGUGUACAUGGAAAGGGUUGGCGGAAACAUUAUUGGAAACUCAUAAAGAAAUUAACAGAAUCCCACCACCAACCGUUCCUGUGAUUAUCGAUAUCACAGAUGGCAAUAUAUAUAAUGAAGCAAGAGACUGUGAGGAUAUUCCGACAAAGAGGAAACGGAAGGAUAUCACAACUACGACAUUGGAAAAUUCAGACGAGAAAGCAUUUGCAACUGUUCGUACGUCAAAGAGAGUUCGCCAUAAACUGGAAAAGAACGAUUUCAAAAAACAGCGUGACAUUGCUGCUUCCGAAUUUUCACAAUCAAUUGAAACCGAUUUUCGACCAUACGAUGUCGAUUACAUCAGUAAUGAAAAAGAUGAUAACGAACUUGUACUCCAAUAUUUUGAGAAAGCUUGGAUGCAGACUAUUUCCAGUGAAGCGGCCAUUAAUUCAACAACAGAAGAAACAAUAUUGAUUGAUCCUAAAACAGCUUCCACCGUACGACUAUCAAUGUUUGUUCGACAUAACAAUCCGCCUCCUGUUGACAAUUACUUUUCUGAUGACAACAAUCGGCAAAUCUUGGAGACGUUUGUCAACGAGUUGAACGCAAAAAAACUUUGCAUCUCUGCUCAUAUUCGUGAAUUUAUUAUUAAAAUACUAACAAUAACAGCGUCACCCUUCAAUGAACAAAAACAACAUCAACAAACACCACCACUAUGGUUUUGUCGAUGGCCGGAUGACCUUAAGGAACGUUUAUGUGACUUGAUUCGUCUGGAAGGAGAGCAUAUUAUAGAGUACCUGUAUGAAUCGUGUAGGUACCCUGAUCCUAACUCUGCUGCUUAUCAAGCUCAAUUAGACACUAUGGAAUUCCAAGAAAGAUCAAGAUCUAUGCAGGAAGCAAUGGAGGCACUGCUGGGAAUGUUAGAAGUUUUAUGGGACUCAAAAAUGCCCAAAUUAGGAUUCCAAGGAUUUGAAGAUGAUGAACAACAAGAUGGUAUUUUUCCUAUGGACAAAAAAACAGUAUUCGAUAAAUGUAUAUCAACAAUAGAAAGCUUAAAGGUAUCUCUCUCCGAAAUAAUUGGAUCCUCUUCUGAGAACCAGGAAUGGAGAAAAUGGAUUACGAGAUAUUAUGUGCGCUAUUAUUGGGUACGCGCUCAUAUCGAGCUUUGUAGAGGCCAUUUAUCCGCAGCGAUGAAUUACUUCAAAUUUUGUGGUGUCAAUUAUGAAAAAUACGCAGAGACCCAUCAUGGUGCAGAUUCAUCGAUUCUGAUGGCAAAUUUCUAUUAUGAUGCGUGCAUUGAUAAAGAUACGAUAAAUAACAAAAUCAAAUUGGUUGAGAUAGAAGAUUCAUUACCGAAAGACAACUGGUCACGCUCUGUUCGAUAUUUUACGGAAUGUGUCAGUUUACUAGUGAAUUCUGUCUCGAUGGGCACCCAUGACGAUCAAAUUGUUCAAUUUUGGACUAUAUUGAAUACGAUAAAUGAGCAAGUUAAUGUUAUUUCUGAUACCAUCAAGAAUAUAGAAUCAAUAGUAACUCUACACGAAGAUGACCAAAGAAAAUUCAAGAGUAGCAUGCGUUUAUUGUACAACUUGCUGCUGGAAAUACUAUUUCCGCAAGACGAGCAUUUCCUAAACACAACCUCUGACACCACCAUCGGAGCUAUCUUGAAUCUCUUCUGUGUGAGAGUCUCGAUUCUGUUGUUCAAAUUGAUAUCGAUAAGUCCACUAGACAACUCGAAAGAGAAAAUAGCCGAUUUUCUAAGAACAAUGCAUAAACAGUUGGGAAUUCGUGAGAUGUGUGCAGCUGAUAAUGGCGCCUUUCUUAAACUUUGUUUGACGGUGCUUCCUUCAUUGAAUACUCCGGAAUAUCAAGAACAUGAUUUCCAGUGUGCUUAUUGCUUGUAUGGUUUUUUGCUUGGGGCCGACCCUGACUCUUUGGAAGACCAUAAAACAGAACCACUUAAACUGGACGAUAAGAUGGCGAAAGUCAUUUUCCGAAUGAUAAAUUCAUCCAUCACAGAAAGAGCUCUGCGGACUGGUCAACUGAAAACUGGUAUUAAGGAGGCUUUGGAUGAAAUUGCAUCAUUGAUCGGUUUGCCUGACUAUAAUGAUCUCAAUGUUCAAGCAACCCGGAACUGGAUUGAUGCCUAUUUGCAUAUGGAUAUUGACUUUGAUGAUUGUAUUCUCCAUCAGUAUGUUGACUAUCGGCUAUUCAAAAAGUAUGAUGCGCCAGAAAUCCAAAAGCAAUUGUUUUAUUUGCGCGGGAAAAUCUAUCAAUACCAAUACAAGACACGCUCUAAACCAAAUCAAUCAAAGGCUAUUUUUGUAUUACAAAGUGCAAUAGAACAAUUCACGUUUCAUUUAUAUUAUAAUCCGAAUAACUUCUCUUCAUGGUUCUCGUUAGCUCAUUGUUAUUCGAAAUUAGCCGAAGAGAACAUGGCAUGGAACGCACUUGAAAUUACGAAAGAAUUUGUAAAAAUUGCUGUUUAUCAAAAGGUCAAAUCUCCUGCGAAAAUACAAAAUAGCCCAAUCAAUCAAGGCGAGUCGAUCUCACGCACAGAAUUGACUAAUUUUUGGCGAGAAUUUGGUUCCCAUGUCUACUUCAUGACUACGGAACCAAUGUCGCGACGUAGUUUUUUCCCCGUUCGAAGUGACGAACAACCGAAAUUACGUAUACCUUCUGAGGAAGAUUUGUAUAAUUUUGCCGCGUAUUGUUUUGGGCAGGCUCUUAAAUACGAAAAUAUGACCAAUGAGAUUAAUGCAAUGAAUCGAGACUGGCGAAUACCUUAUAUGCUUGGUAAAUGUUUGCAGAAACUUGGAAAGAAUCCACUUAUCGUUUUACGACUAUACAAAGUGGCACUUGAUAGAACACCGGAAAGAUCAAGCAAUUCAGGUCAAGAGAGGAUUAUCGACACUGAAUACAAGUUAACGUCCACACUCGCAAAAUACUUGUUCAGAAAUCAAAUCGAGCCUGAAAUUGUUCGAAAUUACCUAGAUCCUGAUUUACAAAAUAAAGAUUUUUCAACUAAAAACGGUAAAAGCCCAAAUAAUCGAGACAUUCAUCAUCCUCACCCCUUAAAUAAUAGUGUCUCGGAACGAAGACAUGCGUUUGAUUUAAUAUUUGCACGACUAAUGGAAAUUCGCAAAAAUGAUAAGAUGAAAUGGCACCAUCGUCCGGUGUUUAGGUAUGCUUGGUUAUUAUACCAUGUUGAUAACAAUCCAACAGAAGCCAAAAAGUUGCAUCUGUCUUUGUUUCAGCUAAAAGCUUCAACGAAAUCGGUGAUGAAUGUCUGGAGACCUGAAUUCGAAAGGGCGGGGCGACAUUUUGUUUAUGUUGGAAAUUAUAUCGAUUUUCUCAUUAAGCUUGCCAAAGAUACUCAGGAUGUAGAAUGUAUCAAAAGUUUAUGUGGAAAGCUCAAAAAAGCGCAGAAUAUAUUACUUCGAUAUAAGGAGCUUAACGAGGCAGCUGAAGAAGUUCAUCAAUGUAUGAUUGCUGAUCAACAACCUAUAAUAUACCUUCCACAACAACCAGCACCCACAACAAAAAUUCAAUCACCUUCAUCUUUCUCCACAAAUUCACCAAUACCAUCACAUUCUUCAGCAUUUACACAUCUUCCGGUCCAAUCGCAAAGUUCAUCGUCUUCGCCACUACCAAUUCCUCAGCCGCCGGUUGUUUCUCAACAAAUAGAAAAUUCCUCUGAACAAAGUAUAAAUCACCAGUCCAAUUCUACUACUUCAUCACAACCAUCAAAAUCUAAACCAACCAUAAUAGAAUUAGAUUAA
Messenger RNA from Ambispora leptoticha, 4566 nucleotides. The record is from the annotation of a GenBank genome assembly. Lineage: Eukaryota; Fungi; Glomeromycota; Glomeromycetes; Archaeosporales; Ambisporaceae.